UUUAUAGAUUUGUUUCUCGCUUGUUGUCAUAAGAUUUGUAGAUGCUUUGUUAUAUGGAAUAAAACUGCUAUACUGAAAAAAAUGUGAAUUAUCUUAGGCUUGUUUCAUAGCCUUUGAAAGUUAAACUUCAUAAUUUUACUAUAUCAGGUCUGUACAUUUGAGAAUUAUGUUCAUCAGAAGAUGUAUGUAACAAAUUAAAAGCUGUCAUUUUACAUGCUCCUACUGAGGGAGUUUGAUAUAUAAUGCAUGCAGUAUAUUAAUGUGAUUUAGAUUCCUCAUUGUACAUUAAACUACUGGCAUUCAACCACACUCACUGCUUACUGAGGUGUCAGUUGCACAAAUGUCACACUUAAUGUGUCAUAGCAAAUGUUUUAAACAGCUUAAUCAGUAAACCUACCAUCCAAAUUCCACUGUAUGCGGUGCAACUAUAAUAUCCACUGUUAUUUAAGGAGCACAAAUCUUGAGGCAUAAAUAAACAGAAAUAUUUUUCAUUUUUUGUCUUUGUAUUGGAACAUAUCAGUAAUUCUAGUGCAGAAGGUCCUGCUGCAUUUUAAAAGAACAUGGUGCACUGACUUUGUUAGAGGUCAAACUAUGAAGUACACCACAUAUGUAUAUUCAUUAUACAGUAACUCUUUCCUGUUGACAACACUGCAGCUCUGUCUUAUUUCACCAUGAUGACUAAGCUUCCCCAGUAAAAGGGACACACAUCUUUUGCAACUGUCUUGUGGGUGGGACAAAAUAAACCAGGAAGUGUUUUAUAGCCAAACUGGUUUGACGUAAAGCUCUUUAGUGGUCAGCUUUGUUUUGUUUGGGGCUUAACAAUCUGGCGAGAGAGUUUGUUGACAUCAGUGCCGGGAAAGAUUUCACUAAUGAAGACAGUUCUGGGUUGUGAAAACACUUCUGCACAGGGAGAUUGGGGUCAGAACAAUAUGCAUGCAGAGCUCUUGGCACCGAACAGCCCUCUAAUUUCCUGAGAGAGGCUCCAUGUGCUACAUCCACACUGCACCGUUUGAAAAGAUUUGAAGAUGGUUUUGUCAUUGGCUUCCAUCAUCUCUCUUUUGGCUGUCAUUAUUUCAGCUGCACACGGUGGGAAAGUUCUGGUAUUUCCACAUGACGGCAGCCACUGGGUGAACAUGAGGGUACUUGUUGAGGAGCUGCACUCAAGGGGACACACUGUGACUGUCAUUCGUGUUGCAGACAGCUGGUACAUCAGUGAAACGUCUCCACAUUACAAUACUGUCACAGUGGAUAUUGCUGGUGGUGCAAAUGAGGAUUUCUUUCGUCUCUUUGUCUCUAAAAGUAUUCAAAUUAAACGAAGCAAGGGGUCUGCGUGGGCCCGUUUUGCUUUAGACAUGGAGUUAAAAGACAAGUUCUUUGAAUUACACAAGAAAGUCUGUGAAGUGGUCAUGUACUUAUUUGAAAACAAAGAGUUAAUGAAGUCCUUCCAAGACGCCAAGUAUGAUGCAGUUUUGACGGACCCUGCUAACGGAGGAGGAGUGAUGCUGGCUCACUAUCUUGGAUUGCCGUUAGUGUUUAAUGCUCGAUGGACUGUUCACGGUGAAGCCCAUUUUGCUAUUGCACCCUCUCCGCUUUCCUACGUCCCAUUUCCACCUUCAGAAUUAACAGAUCAAAUGACUUUCUUUGAGAGGGUCAAAAACCUUGUUUUUUACACCAUGAGGAUGUAUCUAUACAAGCAGAUAGUUGGGCCACAUUAUUCUGCAUUGUCCAGCCGCUACUUUGGUCCAGAUGUAGACUACUUCUCCCUGUUUCAAGCAGCAGACAUUUGGCUCAUGAGAGUGGACUUUGUGUUUGAAUUCGCACGGCCCACCAUGCCGAAUAUUGUCUAUAUGGGAGGGUUCCAGUGUAAACCUGCAAAACCUCUUCCUGAACACCUGGAGCAGUUUGUGCAGAGUUCAGGAGAGCAUGGGGUCAUCAUCAUGUCUCUGGGGACUUUGAUUGGAGAGCUUCCCCAUGACCUAGCUGAUGAGAUUGCUGCAGCUUUUGCUAAAUUACCCCAGAAAGUCAUCUGGAGAUAUAAAGGUGACAGACCAGCCACUCUGGGCCACAACACUUUAAUAGUCGACUGGAUGCCACAAAAUGAUCUUUUAGGACAUCCCAAGAUUAAACUAUUUGUAAGUCAUGGAGGAACAAAUGGAAUAUAUGAGGCUAUAUAUCAUGGAGUUCCAAUUGUAGGCAUUCCCUUUGUGUUUGAUCAAGCCGACAACCUCUCUAGACUGAGAGCAAAGGGCGUUGCAAAGGUUUUGGAUGUUUCUGAAUUGGAUAAGGAAAUAUUUCAGAAUGUCAUACAGGAAGUCCUGAAUGAGCCCUCCUACAGGAUGAACAUGCAGAGACUCUCUAGGCUGCACAGAGAUCAGCCAAUGAAGCCGCUGGAUAACGCCCUCUUCUGGAUAGAGUUUGUCAUGAGACACAAAGGUGCAGCUCACCUGAGAACCGAGUCCUACAAAAUGCCCUGGUAUUCCUACCACUCUGUAGAUGUGAUGCUCUUCUUAGUUGGAGUUGUGCUGAUAAUUCUGGGCACCUUUGCUGCCUUAGUAAGGUGUUUCUGCUCCAUGUGUCUGAGAAAAAAAAGUAAAUGUGAUUUAAAAAAAUCUAAGUAGCAAUCACAAUGAAAUCUAAACCACAAAUAUGCUUUAAAUGUGUAAAACACGACAAUGUUGGCUCAGCUAAAUUUGUACUAGUUAUUUAAUGGAGAUAACAGAAAAACAUUUCCAUUGAGUUUCGAAACCUUUGUCAGAUUAUAGUAAAAAAGACAACAAACCUAAAUCAUUCAGUGAUUUAUAAUUCUUUAUUUCAUCAAUACGGAAAAACACGUGUUUAAGGCUGAUUAUAUUUGUUUUCACCAUAUUCUUACAGUAUUGUUAUUUCACCAACCCCAUACUCUGGAUAAACAAACAUGUCAUACCUUUAUGCAAUUUGUCUAUGCAGGUUGGCAAGUACAUUAUUUUGAAAUAUUCUAGUCAGGGUUUCACAUCAACCAAUCAAUACUCUUUGAAUAUGUGGCCCUAGAUAUCUGCAAAUUUAGAUCAGAGUACACAUGGAUACAAUGUUAACCUUUAGGAGAAAGGGUUACCAAAAUGUACAGUAACAUUGCUGUAUUCGAGGGAAGAAAAUAAAAGCAUUUAUAAAUUA
Molecule: messenger RNA, 3150 nt
Organism: Sander lucioperca (pikeperch)
Lineage: Eukaryota; Metazoa; Chordata; Actinopteri; Perciformes; Percidae
Product: UDP-glucuronosyltransferase 2A2-like
Exons: 4
Coding region: 1026-2618 (530 amino acids)
Molecular function (GO): UDP-glycosyltransferase activity
Source: RefSeq, a predicted model, not a curated record